AUGUUGCCUCCCUCAGAAUGCUCAGCUACAACAGCUUUUCUGGACCCAUCCCGCCGCAUCUCGCACUGCCUAGCUUGGUCCAGCUGUGAGCCCACCUCUGCCCACCAUGCAGUGGCAUGCAUGCACCUCCCUCCCUCCACGCUUCUCAAUAGCAUCCCUUGCAUUCCUAUCUCUGUAUUUCCAACGCUCAACCCUCCCUUCCUAUUUGUAUAUGUGCAUGCGUUGGCCUCCCCUCUUCCUCCCCUCUUCCUCCCCCCUUCCUCCCCUCUUCCUCCCCUUUUCCUCCACCUCGUCCUCCCUCGUCCUCCCGUCUUCCUCCCCUCUUCCUCCCUCUUCAUCCCCUCUUCCUCCCUCUUCCUCCCCUCUUCCUCCCCUCUUCCUCCCCUCUUCCUCCACCUCAUCCUCCCCUCGUCCUCCCCUCUUCCUCCCCUCUUCCUCCCCUCGUCCUCCCCUCUUCCUCCCCUCUUCCCCCCCUCUUCCUCCCCUCUUGCUCCCCUCUUCCUCCCCUCUUCCUUCUUUCUCUGA
Molecule: messenger RNA, 525 nt
Organism: Closterium sp. Naga37s-1
Lineage: Eukaryota; Viridiplantae; Streptophyta; Zygnematophyceae; Desmidiales; Closteriaceae
Source: the annotation of a GenBank genome assembly